UAUAUAACCCCCCAAUAGUCUCUGCAUUUUCAUUCAUCUCACAGACCCAUUCAGCCAUUAAUUCCUAUUUCGAAAUCGGUCUCCGUCGUCUUCUCUGUAAUUCCUGAUCUACCCACCAACAACGUACAUGGCUGAAACACUCCUGUUUCCAUCUCUGUUUGCUUCAACAAGGGAAGAGCAACACCUACCCUGUGCACUCAACCAAGCUGAACACAGAGGUCUUGAUCUAGGGCUAAGUCUGGGCUCCAUUGCCUACGACCCGUGGAUCAUCAAGAAGAAGUUGACGGUCAGCGACCUCGGAGAAUUGAGCAGGCUUUUGGUGCCCAAGAGUUUAACCCAGAAACAUGUUUUGCGGUUCAUGAACAAGAGCUUGAACGAAAGGGUCCACAGUAGCAAUGGGGAACUUGUCACCGUUUACGACUGUGACAUGAAAUCGAAGCAUGAGUUGGUCUUCAAAUACUGGCCGUCGUCAAAGAGUUACGUUUUGCAAGCAAACUGGAAGAAGGAGUUUGUGAAUGUGAGGAAAUUGAAGGAAGGUGAUCAAAUUGGGCUUUAUUGGGAUGCCCGGCGUUCCAUUUUCGUAUUUUCUCUUCUUAAACGAGCAGACUGAUUGAAGAUAGUCCUGUGGGAUGAAGGAAUUAUGCAUGGCACCAAAUGACCAUCUAUGUACAAAGAGAGAAACUGUUAGUUUUAGCUAGG
This is a messenger RNA of Rosa chinensis, 699 nucleotides long. Its product is annotated as B3 domain-containing protein At2g33720-like. The coding region runs from base 128 to 610 and encodes 160 amino acids. NCBI's taxonomy places the organism in Eukaryota, Viridiplantae, Streptophyta, Magnoliopsida, Rosales, Rosaceae. The record is from RefSeq and is a predicted model, not a curated record. Gene Ontology annotation, molecular function: DNA binding. The transcript has a single exon.